GUAAAAACUAGCACAGAAGAAUCAGGAUGAAAAGAUGGCAACCUUGUUGUUACCAGCGGGUCCUGACAGCUUGCACCGGUUCACUCGUGAAUCCCUGGCUGCUAUUGAGAACCGCAUUGCCGCGGAGCAGGCCCGGAACGCCAAGCAGGAGUACCGAGAGGUUCUGGGAGACCAGGAAAAGCCACGGGCACGACCCGACCUCGAGGCCAGCAAGCAGCUGCCGCGCAUAUACGGGGACAUCCCUUCCCAGCUCAUCGGAGAGCCUCUGGACGAUCUUGACCCUUUUUACAACUGCAAAAAAACAUUUAUAGUACUGAACAAAGGAAAGGCGAUCUUCCGAUUCAAUGGCACAUCUGCACUGUACAUAUUUAGUCCUUUCCAUCCAAUCAGAAGAGUUUCAAUUAAAGUUUUAGUGCAUUCAUUGUUCAGUUUGUUCAUAAUGUGCACUAUUCUGACCAACUGUGUGUUCAUGGCCAUGUCUGAACCAUAUUCCUGGGCCAAGUAUGUUGAGUACACUUUCACUGGCAUUUACACUUUUGAAUCCCUGAUAAAAAUCCUGGCGAGAGGAUUCUGCAUUGGCCCCUUUACCUUCCUGCGAGACCCAUGGAAUUGGUUGGAUUUCAGUGUUAUUCUCAUGGCAUAUGUUACUGAGUUUGUGGACCUGGGCAAUGUCUCAGCCUUAAGAACGUUCAGAGUACUGCGAGCCCUGAAAACUAUCUCUGUCAUUCCAGGCUUGAAAACCAUUGUAGGCGCACUAAUCCAGUCGGUGAAAAAACUGUCUGACGUAAUGAUUCUGACAGUUUUCUGCCUAAGUGUGUUUGCCCUCAUCGGUCUUCAGCUCUUCAUGGGCAACCUUCGUCAGAAGUGUGUCAGAGACUUUGAGAAAUUAAACACUUCCCUCAACGGCACCUUCUACUGGGGGGACGACUGGCCGUCCUAUGAGAAUUUCAUCGAUAAUGAAACCAACUUCUAUAAGAUAGAAGGAGCCAAGGAUCCUUUACUAUGUGGAAAUGGGUCUGAUGCUGGGAAUUGUCCUGAUGGAUACGUUUGCAUCAAGACAGGAGACAACCCAAAUUACGGCUAUACCAGUUUCGACACCUUCGGCUGGGCCUUUCUUGCUCUGUUUCGCCUCAUGACUCAAGACUACUGGGAAAAUCUUUAUCAACAGACUCUCCGAUCCGCGGGUAAGACCUACAUGAUCUUCUUCGUGCUGGUCAUCUUCUUGGGUUCCUUCUACCUGGUCAACCUGAUCCUGGCUGUGGUGGCGAUGGCUUAUGAGGAGCAGAACCAGGCGAGCAUCGCGGAGGCCCUGCAGAAAGAGAGGGAAUUCCAGGAGGCCAUGGAACGGCUGAGAAAGGAACAGCAGGCAAUUGCUAACAUCGCACAGGAGACUCCUGCAGUGUCACCGCUCACCUUGAAAGACAUCAAGGAUAGAAAGAAUUCGAAACAAAGGCAGCAGAGUCACUCAGAGGAGAAUAGAGAGGAUGGAGAGGAAGAGGAGAGAUCACAGUUAGACUGUGAUGACAACCCACCGAAGACUCACCCGUGCAUUAGCCGGGCGCUCCUCUCUGCCAGCAGAAGGGGAAGCCAUGGAAGCAUCUUUCAUUUCCGCCCCCGAAACAAGGACUCCGAGGCGGAUUUUGCGGAUGAUGAGUACAGUGUGCCGGGGGACAGCGACAGCCGCACAGGUUCACUAUUGGUACCCUGGUCCAGGAGGAAGAACAGCAGCCUAAGCAUAGCCAGCCAUUGCUCUCAAACCAACAUCCCUAGCCUGACCAUCAACGGGAAGUUGAACAUCCAUAUGGAUCACAAUGGAGUGGUGUCUUUGGGGCCCCCUUCAUCACUAACCCUGCCUGCAGUGAUGGUGGAUCUGCCAACGACGGAAGACAACCAGAAAACCUUCCCUGAAAAUGAAUUUAGCAGCAGGCAGAAUGCUCACCGGCUGUCCGUGGAUACCUGGGGCGAGACAUUCCAGAGAGAACGAGCUCUGAGUGCAGCCAGCGUUCUCACCAACGCCAUGGAAGAACUGGAAGAGUCUCAUCAGAAGUGCCACCCCUGCUGGUAUCGCUUUGCACAGAGGUAUCUCAUCUGGGACUGCUGUCCGCUGUGGCUGAGGGUGAAAGAAAUGGUGAAUAUCGUGGUGAUGGACCCCUUUCUCGACCUGGCUAUUACCAUCUGCAUCGUCCUCAACACCCUCUUCAUGGCUCUGGAGCACUACCCAAUGACAGAUGACUUUAGCAAAAUGCUGUUUGUGGGUAACCUGGUGUUCACUGGAAUCUUCACUGCGGAGAUGCUGUUUAAAAUCGUUGCCAUGGAUCCCUACGAAUACUUCCAGCAGGGCUGGAACAUCUUUGACAGCAUCAUCGUCUGCCUCAGUCUGAUGGAGCUGGGUCUCUCCAAUGUGGAAGGGCUGUCUGUGCUGCGUUCUUUCAGACUGUUACGGGUCUUCAAGCUGGCAAAGUCGUGGCCAACCUUGAACACGCUGAUUAAGAUCAUCGGGAACUCUGUAGGUGCCUUGGGGAACCUGACCCUGGUUCUGGCCAUCAUUGUCUUCAUCUUUGCCGUGGUGGGAAUGCAGCUGUUUGGGAAAAGCUACACUGACUGUGUCUGCAAGAUCAAUAAGGACUGCAAGCUGCCUCGGUGGCACAUGACAGACUUCUUCCACGCCUUCCUUAUCGUUUUCCGCGUUCUGUGCGGAGAGUGGAUUGAAACCAUGUGGGAUUGUAUGCAAGUAGCAGGGGAGCCCCUGUGUCUCAUUGUCUUCAUGCUGGUCAUGGUGAUUGGGAAUCUAGUGGUACUGAACCUCUUCCUGGCUUUGCUGCUGAGCUCAUUCAGUGCGGACAAUCUGACGGCCCCCGACGACGAUGGCGAGAUGAACAAUCUCCAGAUCGCUUUCGCGCGAAUCCACCGCGGCAUCGUAUUGCUCAAGAGCGCAGUUUACGACUUACUCAGCGGAGACUUCAAGAAGCGAAGGGAAAAGGCCAAGGAGGCCAACGCAAUGACCGCCCUCAACUACCUGGGCAACAACACAAGAGAGCCUGGCGCCAAGGACUGGAGGGAGGGCAACGGGACCACGGGGGGCAUCGGCCGAGAGAAGUACGUGCUCCCUGACACUGACAACUACAUGACCAACCCCAACCUGUGCAUCAACGUGCCCAUUGCUCCAGGGGAGUCCGAUGUGGAGCUCCCUGAAGAAGAUGCACAGAGCAUCUACAGCGACAUGGAGCUCAGUAAAGAGAAGCUGGAUGAGAUCAGCCUGUCUGAAGGCAGCACGGUGGACCUGAGGAAGCCUGGGGAGGACAAGGAUGAGGAUUCAGAACUGGACGAGGAGUCCCUGGACCCAGAGGACUGCUUUUCACACACAUGCGUACGUCAGUUCCCAUGCUGUGACAUUAACACCACAGAGGGAGUCGGCAAGACCUGGUGGACACUUCGAAAAACCUGCUUCAGAAUUGUGGAGCACAGCUGGUUUGAAACUUUUAUCAUCUUUAUGAUUCUACUCAGCAGUGGAGCUCUUGCAUUUGAAGAUGUCAACAUAGAAAAAAGAAAAGUGAUAAAAAACGUUCUGGAAUACGCAGAUAAGGUGUUCACCUAUGUGUUCAUUCUUGAAAUGCUCCUAAAAUGGAUAGCGUAUGGCUUUAAGAAGUAUUUCACCAAUGCUUGGUGCUGGCUCGAUUUUGUAAUCGUGGAUGUCUCUUUAAUAAGCCUUGUAGCUAGCACCCUGGGAUACUCGGACUUCGCAGCCAUUAAAUCUCUUAGGACUCUCCGAGCUUUGAGACCAUUAAGAGCCUUGUCCCGAUUCGAAGGCAUGAGGGUGGUGGUGAACGCACUCGUUGGUGCUAUCCCUUCUAUCAUGAACGUGCUUCUGGUCUGCCUGAUCUUCUGGUUGAUUUUUAGCAUAAUGGGGGUGAACUUAUUUGCAGGCAAGUUUGGAAGGUGUGUAAAUAGCACAGACCUAUACAUCUUCAAUGCUUCUGAGAUAAAUAACAAAACAGAAUGCGACACCUUUGGAAACGCCACCUACUGGACCAGAGUGAAAGUGAACUUCGACAAUGUUGGCGCUGGGUACCUGGCCCUCCUGCAAGUUGCAACAUUCAAAGGCUGGAUGGAAAUAAUGUAUGCAGCAGUGGAUUCACGUGGUGUAGAAGCCCAGCCAAUUAAGGAAAUCAACCUGUACAUGUACCUUUAUUUUGUAGUCUUCAUCAUCUUUGGGUCUUUCUUCACCUUGAACCUGUUUAUAGGUGUGAUUAUUGACAACUUUAACCAGCAAAAAAGAAAGAUAAGUGGACAGGAUAUUUUUAUGACUGAAGAACAGAAAAAGUACUACAAUGCAAUGAAAAAGCUUGGAUCCAAAAAACCCCAGAAGCCCAUUCCAAGGCCACAGAACAAAUUCCAAGGAUUCGUUUUCGACAUGGUGUCAAAGCAAGCCUUUGACAUCCUCAUCAUGAUUCUAAUCUGCCUGAACAUGGUCACCAUGAUGGUGGAGACAGAUGAACAGCCUAAACACAUGGAGAACAUCCUUCACUACAUCAACGUGGCCUUCAUUGUGAUCUUCAGUGUGGAGUGCUGCCUCAAGCUCAUUGCUCUCCGCUGCUACUACUUCACCAUUGGGUGGAACAUCUUUGACUUCGUGGUGGUCAUCCUCUCCAUUGUGGGACUUGUGCUUGCUGACCUUAUAGAAAAGUACUUUGUGUCGCCUACGUUAUUUAGAGUUAUACGACUUGCACGCAUUGGACGUGUCCUUCGACUAAUUCGUGGAGCCAAAGGAAUUAGAACUCUGCUUUUUGCCUUAAUGAUGUCUCUUCCUGCCUUGUUCAACAUUGGUCUUCUCCUUUUCCUUGUCAUGUUCAUCUAUGCCAUUUUCGGCAUGGCUAACUUUGCCUACGUGAAAAAGCACUAUGGGAUUGAUGACAUGUUCAAUUUCGAAACAUUUGGUAACAGCAUGAUCUGUCUUUUCCAAAUCACCACUUCGGCAGGGUGGGAUGGCCUCCUCAACCCUAUCUUGAACACCGAACCAGAGUGCGACCCAAAUUUUGAACACCCUGGAAGUACAGUGAAGGGGAACUGCGGGAACCCCUCCGUCGGUAUCUUCUUCUUUGUCAGCUAUAUCAUCAUAUCAUUUCUCAUCGUCGUCAACAUGUACAUAGCUAUCAUCUUGGAGAACUUCAGUGUAGCCACGGAGGAAAGCACGGAGCCUCUGGGCGAGGAUGACUUUGAUAUGUUCUACGAAGUCUGGGAGAAGUUCGAUCCCGAAGCCACGCAGUUCAUUGAGUACUGCAAGCUGGCCAACUUUGCGGAUGCCCUGCAGGAGCCGUUGCGGAUCGCCAAGCCCAACAGAAUAAAGCUGAUCUCCAUGGACCUGCCCAUGGUCAGUGGGGAUAAAAUCCACUGCCUGGACAUUCUGUUUGCUUUCACCAAAAGGGUUCUUGGGGAGUCUGGAGAGAUGGAUGCUCUGAAGCAGCAGAUGGAGGAGAAGUUCAUGAUGGCCAAUCCCUCAAAGAUCUCCUAUGAACCCAUCACAACCACUCUCAGACGGAAGCAGGAGGAGGUGUCGGCCAUCAUAAUUCAGAGGGCCUACAGGAGACACCUUCUCCGGCGCUCCAUGAGGCAGGCAUCCUUCCUGUAUCGCCACAGAUCUAGUGAUGGCAACAUUACUGUGGAGAACGCUCCUGAGAAGGAAGGUCUCAUAGCAUCCAUCAUAAAUAAAAACUAUGGCCAUCAGCUGGAAAUGAUCGAGACUAUGUCCUCCACCUCCUCUCCGCCAUCUUAUGACAGUGUCACCAAAGUCGCUAAUGACCCUCUACAAGUGCUAGUGACAGAUUCUAGAAACACUGGGCUCAGCGAACCCUGCACACAUAUUGACAGAGACAGGGAGACUUUUCUGUAACACUGGUUAUGAACUGCUUUACAUUAUGUUUACCGAAUGUAACAUAACUAAACUGACACUGACUUAGUCUUGUUCUACACUGAGUUACAAAACACAACCGCAGAGUUUAUUAUUAUUAUUAUUAUUAUUAUUAUUAUUAUUAUUAUUAUUAUUUAAAAACUUUUUUUGUCAACCACCUUGGUUGGAUAAAUGAAGGGAAUGUCUUCACAGAAGCUACCCUUUGACCCUGCUUAUGUUAACUAUGCUUAAUAUUUAUAUGCAUGAAGGACCUGUGCAGAGUCACUACAAGUAUAUCACUGAUGUAAUAAUCAUCUAUUGGGCUGAAAAAAACAAAACAAAUACAAGUUAUUUACAAACAAUGCCUGACUGUAUGCAUUCAUUGAAGGUCUUACUUAUAAUGGUACAUAAAAAUGUAUGACCUUACAUUUUAUCUAUCUAUCUAUCUAUCUAUCUAUCUAUCUAUCUAUCUAUCUAUCUAUCUAUCUAUCUAUCUAUCUAUCUAUAUAUAUAUAUAUAUAUAUAUAUAGUUCUAUAGCAAAAUGUAAUGCUUACUGUAUAUGUUAUUAUUGGUCUUUCAUAAAAUUAUUAUUAUAUUUGAUAUUUUUCUACUUAUAGAAAGGUUGUGUCUUUUUCCAUUGGGUAGCGAACCUUGUACCUACGUAAAGCAAGAUUCCUCAACAGGCAGUGUAGACGUAUUUAUCUGUCUGUGUACAGCUCUAUCCAAAUGUUUUGCAUCACCCUAUAGAAUCAACACAUUUUGCUUCAUAAAGUCAAUUUAAACCUGCUGAAUAAUGUUACAUUAACAUAUUGAAUUACAUACUGCUUUGUAGUUUUCCAUAAAUCUAACAUGAAAUAUUGUAUUACAAUUAUGGCUUCCAAUUGCGAUAUCAUUUUGUAGUUUCUUUGAUUACAUGAUGUUAAAUAAAACAUCUAAAUUAUGUUCAGAGAGAGAGAGAGAUUUUUUUUUUGUAUUAUGUCUCAAUCCUAAAAUUCGAGGUGAUGCAAAACAUUUGUGCCUAGCUGUAGGUACAGUAUAUGGUGGGUUGGGGUUACUGGGUAAGCUUUACAGUCACAUGUCUAUGCAUUGUGACGAUCUGCAGGGAAUUCACAUGUGCUGAAUAGUUUUUUGAAGCUGUAAGCAUGACAAUCAAGCCCUAUUCUCCUGCGCUUUGGUAAUGCAGAUUUCUUUUGAAUAGUUAAUGGGUCACAUGUUUAUCCAAUAUGAAAAGGCAUAAAGCCAUGGAUUUACCAUGGUGAAUGCAUGAUGUAUGUUUAGUGUGGAUGGGAAGCUUCCAGAGAGACUGCAUGUUAUUACAGCACUCUAAUACAAUAAGCACCUUUUACAAGGCUCUCUGAGAAAUGAUAUGCAUGAUGCUGAAUGAAGAAAACAAUUAGAAUCCAAAGCAGUGACAUAAACAGGAAAUGCUGUUUGAACUGUUUGUUGAUUUACGCUUCCAGAAUAAUUAGAGAAAAGAGGAAAAAAUGUCCAUUGUCAAGAGGAUAAUAACACAUUAAAAAAUAUGACAUUAUAUAAAUAUAUAUGAUAUGAUAAAGGUUGGCAUUCCAGUCUGACCAACUAAGCUUUAAAGGUAUGUAUGAUGAAUCCAGGAUGAUAAUGCAAUACUAAUAAUAAUAAAAGAAAAAUGAAGCAACUCCACUUUUGUGGUCAUAAUUCACAAGGGGUGAGUGAAACUUCAUUGACUUCAGGGCUGUCUAAACUAGCAAUAGCUUCAUCAUAUGUUUGUCUUAUCUAUGCCUGCUUUGUCAAGGAUUCUUUAGGUGGUCUGGUAGCCAUUCCAGACCACUGCAUUUACCAAAAAAAGAAAAACAAAACUUUUGUACAAUUUAUUAUCACUGUUCCAGGUCGACCACACAGACAUUGUGGAUUAUUUAUAAACCUAUCCCCGCAGCUUUCCUUUCUGAUGGAAAGGCCCUUGCAUCAAUAAUUCCCUUUUGGUGGAAAGAGUUAUUUAUCACGUUUGAAGAAGGACAAGUGGGGUGAGGGCUGGGGUGAAAACCCUUCUUUACCGAAAUAAUUCCCUUAUGGAAUGUGCAGGACACCACUGUUCGGUUUCAGUUGGUCUUCAUGACCAAAACCCAUUUAUCUUUUUCCACCACUGGAGAUUCAAAAACACUGCUGUUGAAAAAGUUGAGACUGUGAUAUUCAGAGGCAACCGAUUUCAAAACCUGAACCCCCAAUCAGGACCUGUAGCUCCCCAUGAAAAAACGUGAUCGAUGAUCACACUACAAAUGUGCACAAUGCACAAAUAUUGAUGUACUGCAGAAUCCUGGUAAAAAAAAAAAACCUGUGCUUUAACUCCCAGGCUCAAGAUGUUCUGUAUGAAAAGCAGACGUCUGCAUGAAACAACACCUCCUACUCUCGGUCGCUUAUCAGAUCCGUUGCUUAAACAGAUACAUACAAAGAUCAAAUCCAGUGUUUAAACAGAUCAACACAAAGCAAGUCAGCAACACAUGUUUAUUUUUUUUUUUUUUAUUUCUAUUGUAUGUAGAAUAAGACAGUAGAUUUUGAAGGAUAUGAUACAGAACACUUUAAGCAAAAUACUUGCAUUAUUGUUUCUAGGCUCCUUUUUGAUGACUUUCCUUUCCCCAGCAGUAAUGUUAAUACUAAUAUAUUAUUAUUAUUAUUAUUAUUAUUUAUUUCUUAGCAGACGCCCUUAUCCAGGGCGACUUACAAUCAUAAGCAAAUACAUUUCAAGUGUUACAAUACAAGUAAUACAAUAAGAGCAAGAAUGCAAUAACUUUUGUUCAAGCAAGGUACAAGUGUGACAAACCACAAUUCAAUAAUACAGCAGAUAAGUGAUAGUUACAUCAGGAUAUGAUUAAAUAGUGAUAGUUACAUCAGGAUGUGAUAUAAUACUGCAUUAAGGCCAGGAUUUUAAAAGCUAUCUUAUUUACUGUACUGCUGACAGUAUAUAGGAGGCUGUUGUCCAGUGGUUAAAGAAAAGGGCUUGUAACCAGGAGGUCCCCAGUUCAAAUCCCACCUCAGCCACUGACUCAUUGUGUGACCUUGAGCAAGCCACUUAACCUCCUUGUGCUCCGUCUUUCGGGUGAGACGUAAUUGUAAGUGACUCUGCAGCUGAUGCAUAGUUCACACACCCUAGUCUCUGUAAGUCGCCUUGGAUAAAGGCAUCUGCUAAAUAAACUAAUAAUAAUAAUAAUAAUAUUCUUAGAAUUAAUGCAAGUUAGUACAGUUUUGAUAAAGGUUUGGUGUAUUUAACCUGCUGUGUGCUUCGUUGUUUCAAGAUCAAUAGGCUAGUGCAGAUACUGUGAUACACUUUUAAAACAGCCCAUAAAAGAUCAAAUAAUUUUAAUAAACUGUACUGGCCUUUUAAAGGGCAAUUGCAGAAUUCAAGAAUUUCUGUUGCAGGAACCACGGAGCCCUGGCACAGAACUUGUAAAAAUGUGCCAUGCUUUUCACAGGGGACUAGCCCUGGAAGCCUGUACCACUCACAUUUAAGCACUUCACUCCUUCACUGAGAGUGGUUUGUUUAUGAGGGCGGAUCCAGAAGUGUUGCUAUUUCAGUUAUCCACCAUACACAACUAUGUGGCAAUCAAGUGUAAAAAGUGGUUGGUGUCAGGAUUCAUGCCCAGCUACAGUAGUUGCUCAACAACGUUCCUUGGAUUAGACUCAUCUUUGUGCACUCUGAAUAAUUGAAGGCAGCCUGGCAUAAAUAUCCUGUUUUUUUUAACAGGUGUCUGCAUUUAGUAUUUCCAGUAACCUUAGGCCUGUUACUGUUAAACAGCGGUUCCAAUGACGUGUCAGAAAUAGCAUGUAAACAAACCAUUCAAAUCAUCUUUGCUACUAAUAAAGCCAAUCCAGAAUAAACAAAUAAACCAAACUUAGCAAUAUAUUAUAUUAUAAUUAGGGCAGCAGUGUGGAGUAGUGGUUAGGGCUCUGGACUCUUGACCGGAGGGUUGUGGGUUCAAUCCCCAGUGGGGGACACUGCUGUUGUACCCUUGAGCAAGGUACUUUACCUAGAUUGCUCCAGUAAAAACCCAACUGUAUAAAUGGGUAAUUGUAUGUAAAAAUAAUGUGAUAUCUGUAUAAUGUGAAAUAAUGUAUAAUGUGAUAUCUUGUAACAAUUGUAAGUCGCCCUGGAUAAGGGCGUCUGCUAAGAAAUAAAUAAUAAUAAUAAUAAUAAUAAUAAUAAUAGCUACAAUGUGGAAGUCUGUUAUAACCAAUAUCCUGUUAAAAGAAAACCCAAAUUACUUUUUUUUAAUGUGUCUUCUAAGUAGCGAGACCACAGGGGAAGUCAUCUAAGCAGCAUGUCAAAGCAAACGUCAAACAAAGUGCAAUUAGUAAUAUAAAAGAAUGCUUACAUAUUGCAAAAACAUGUAGAGUUUUGACUGAAGAAUCUAUGCAAGAACUGGGUUGACUCAAAGACCAUUGACCUUCUGUAUGGUUAGAUGAUCGUGAAACGUAAGGCAGUGUGUUCUAAAAAGGCAAAGUGCUCAAAUCUUAAAAAAAACUUGCAAUUCUAGGCUGCUGAUAGAACAAGUUAUGGCACUAUUUAUUUGUUUAUUUUUGUUCAUUGUUUUAUUUUUAUUUUUGGAAGGGGUGGGAGAAGUCAGUGUAAUGCAACGUUGCAAUAAAAGAAAACAUAUGGUCUAUUCACUUGAUCUGAAUGGUUGCGGCUCUAGCGAACAUCAUCCUUAUCAUUAUAUACAGACCUCAAUGUGGAGUUUCAGACUGAAACACAAUACAGAGACUCCCAGCACUGUUAGAUUAAUGAUCACAGUGGUGGGAUUUGGAUCCACUGCUGUUUAUAUCAGUGUAAUAGACACCAUGAUGUUAAUACAUAUCCUUUGUUGUGUCUAAACAUAGAAAAUGAUCCUCAUUUAAGUUCAACGGCAAAUAACACAUGCAAAAAGAUUAUCGACGAGGAUUCAUUUGUGUAUAAUUAAUUUGAAUCUAGUACAUAUGCAAAGAUUUGUAAUAUACUGUAUUCAGAAUGUACAUUUAUUUUUGUGACAAUAGUAAAAUCUACUGUAUAUUAAUUAAUUUAUCCCUCAAAAAACAGUGCCUCUCAUGUCCUUGCACCACAAACUUGUUUACAAGCAGCUUUUCUAGAAAAGGAUCCGGGACAUAAAGCCUUUUUUUUGGCCCACAACUGGCUUGACAAAUUAAAUAUUUAUGCACAUAUAAAAUACCAAGCUGAUGCAUGUGUGCAGGUCUUUUCUGUAGCCUUUUACUUGAAACUUGACUAGGUAACACUUUACACUGUGUCUCGAAUUUCUGUGUAUUUACAGAGAAGUUACUUAGUAAAUAUAUGUGUACUUAUAUUUAAUUACAAUGUUAUUACGCAUAGUUACAAUGCACUUAAUGUGAAAAUCAUUUUGCACAUUAUAUGUAAGUGCACAAUUGUAUAAAAAAAAAAGGGUUAGGGUCAGUGUUAUAUCAUGCAAAAAGAUCGACACAUUAAGUACAUUGUAACUAUGCACAAUAACAUUGUGAUGAUGUGUAAUAAGCACACAUGUAAAUACACAGCAAUUGGAGACUUAAGGGUACAUUGCUGUAGAUAAGCCUCCAAGGAUAGAGGGCAGAUUUUGCACCUUUUUUUGCUGAUAUUUCCUUUCAGUCAGCCGUGGGCCAAACAAGGGACUUAUUUACACGCAUCCUGUCUGCCAAGCAGCAUAGAGUCAGUAUAAAGGGUUAUGAAGUUAAGCAGCUUUGUUUUGUCUUCACAUUAUGCUCAUAUUCAUUUGAAGGUGUUGCCUGUCGAUGGUAUUUACAGGCAGGUUUUCUUUAUACAGUUCUAUACAGCUGGUAUAAAACAGGGAACACAUUGUGUGUACAUGGUGAUUCUACAGAGCCGUUGUUUUUUCAAGGUAUUGUUUGUGGGGUUUUUUAGGCUGUUAUAAUUCUUACUUCUGUAAGUAAGCCCAAAUCCUAUUCUACAAAGUAACAGGAACAUUUAAAUAAAAGGUGGACCUACUGUACACUCCAUAAUAAUCUUUUUGAAAUGUGUCCUAUGUUGUAAUACUAAGAAUGUGCAUGCUAAUUGAGAUUGUUUAGAUUUUGGAUGACUAGGUUGAAACUGAUAUUACACCAUUAACUCCAACAGUGCGUGCCUGGUUUGAAGACGCACAUGCUGUAACUAUUUAAGAUACUGGCCUUAAAUAGUAUGCAUCUAUUUCCUGUAUAUUACUUUCCCAUUUAGGUAAUAAAAUCAAAUCAAACACAGCAAUUGU
This is a messenger RNA of Acipenser ruthenus (sterlet), 12100 nucleotides long. Its product is annotated as sodium channel protein type 4 subunit alpha-like. Gene Ontology annotation, molecular function: voltage-gated sodium channel activity; protein binding. The transcript is spliced from 26 exons. Gene Ontology annotation, cellular component: plasma membrane; axon; voltage-gated sodium channel complex. The coding region runs from base 35 to 5887 and encodes 1950 amino acids. NCBI's taxonomy places the organism in Eukaryota, Metazoa, Chordata, Actinopteri, Acipenseriformes, Acipenseridae. The record is from RefSeq and is a predicted model, not a curated record. Gene Ontology annotation, biological process: membrane depolarization during action potential; neuronal action potential; sodium ion transmembrane transport.